Molecule: messenger RNA, 3151 nt
Organism: Thalassophryne amazonica
Lineage: Eukaryota; Metazoa; Chordata; Actinopteri; Batrachoidiformes; Batrachoididae
Product: serine/threonine-protein kinase PAK 3
Exons: 16
Coding region: 250-1968 (572 amino acids)
Biological process (GO): regulation of MAPK cascade; protein phosphorylation; regulation of actin cytoskeleton organization
Cellular component (GO): cytoplasm
Molecular function (GO): protein serine/threonine kinase activity; ATP binding
Source: RefSeq, a predicted model, not a curated record
GGCUGCAGCAGGGUGGAUGACAUCAUCGGCUAGGGAACAGUGGAGCAGCCAGUGAAGCAUCCAGCCUGCCAAACAAGCUUGCUUUUAGGGUCAGGAACUGGUCUGACAAGAGAAUGGCACUCGAGCCCGUGAGUCAUCUUUAGGACCGUGCCGUUGACGAUGACUCCGCCACAGCUGCAGGCCCAAAGGCGAACCGUUGAGGCAGACAAUGUGAAGACAUAUUUCAGGACACUGUGAGCAUUACUAAAGAUGUCUGAUAGUGUUGAUAUUGAAGAGAAACCACCGGCCCCUCCCUUGAGAAUGAACAGUAGUUCACGAGACACUUCGUCAGUGAAUCACGCCUCUAAACCGCUUCCAAUGGCUCCUGAAGAGAAGAACAAAAAGGUCCGCCUGCGCUCCAUCUUUCCCGGGGGAGACAAAACAAACAAGAAGAAGGAGAAGGAACGUCCUGAGAUCUCCCUACCUUCAGACUUUGAACACACUAUUCACGUUGGCUUUGAUGCUGUAACAGGAGAAUUCACAGGUAUACCAGAGCAAUGGGCACGGCUCCUACAGACCUCGAACAUCACUAAGCUGGAGCAGAAGAAGAACCCACAAGCUGUGUUGGAUGUUUUAAAGUUCUACGACUCCAAAGAGACUGUCAACAACCAGAAAUACAUGAGCUUCACCUCGGGAGACAAGUCUGCCCAUGGGUAUAUAGCAGCAAACACUCUGAACCGGUUGCUGUCAUCUGGGCCUCCUGUCAGCCUUAGAACCUGCAGCGCAUUAUUUGACAAGGGUGCCAAAACAUCAUCAACGGAACCCCCAAUUGCUAACCCCGUGUCAGAAGAGGAGGAUGAGGAGGAGGAGGAAGAGGAGGAAGAUGAGGAUGAUGAUGAUGAACUGCCUCCAGUCAUUGCACCUCGGCCCGAGCACACCAAAUCUAUCUACACUCGCUCCGUCAUGGACCCACCAAAACCUCCGUCUCCUGUGAAAGAAGUGGAGACUCCACCAGAGUCUCAGGUUCAACCAGAGAACACAUCCAACACAAUGUACCGUCACACUGACCGGCAGAGGAAGAAGUCCAAAAUGACAGACGAAGAGAUUCUGGAGAGACUCAGGAGUAUUGUGAGCGUGGGAGAUCCCAAAAAGAAAUACACCCGCUUCGAGAAAAUAGGACAAGGAGCAUCUGGCACUGUGUACACUGCUAUUGACAUUGCCACUGGCCAAGAGGUGGCCAUUAAGCAAAUGAACCUGCAGCAACAGCCCAAAAAAGAGCUGAUUAUCAAUGAAAUCUUGGUGAUGAGGGAAAACAAAAACUCCAAUAUCGUCAACUACCUGGACAGUUACCUGGUAGGUGAUGAACUGUGGGUGGUGAUGGAGUACUUGGCCGGUGGCUCAUUGACAGAUGUCGUCACUGAGACCUGCAUGGACGAGGGCCAGAUCGCUGCAGUUUGCAGAGAGUGUCUUCAAGCCCUGGAUUUCCUCCACUCCAACCAGGUGAUCCAUAGAGAUAUAAAAAGUGACAACAUCCUCUUGGGUAUGGACGGUUCUGUCAAGCUCACCGAUUUUGGCUUCUGUGCCCAGAUCACUCCAGAGCAGAACAAACGCAGCACGAUGGUGGGCACACCCUACUGGAUGGCACCAGAGGUGGUAACCCGAAAGGCCUACGGCCCAAAAGUAGAUAUCUGGUCUCUAGGUAUCAUGGCAAUCGAAAUGGUGGAGGGAGAACCGCCCUAUCUGAAUGAGAAUCCACUCAGGGCCCUGUACUUGAUUGCUACCAACGGGACUCCAGAGCUGCAAAACCCAGAGAGACUGUCAUCUGUGUUUAGAGACUUCCUGAACCGCUGUCUGGAGAUGGAUGUGGAUCGCAGAGGCUCUGCAAAGGACCUACUCCAGCAUUCCUUCCUCAAAUUGGCAAAACCUCUGUCCAGCCUGACACCUCUGAUUGUAGCGGCGAAGGAAGCCAUAAAGAACAGCAGUCGCUAGCGUGCGCCUCCUCUCUGCACCCAAGACUAGAGCCCUGCCUAUGAUGUGUUCACAUGAGCAGGAUUUGGGUGUACAGGUGGUGGACGACAUGACGGCGACAGCACAUGGGGGUUUGUGUGACUUACACAGGCAGCACAAAGACAAAAAAAAUCCCCCUCUGAGCCUCACAUGCAGGAUGGACAUCGGGUGGUGCAGCCUCAUGACUCAUGGUGCCGAAAAGACUUUGCCUCCUUGUUUACUUCUCCAGCACACUGUACAUGGAGAGCAGCCCAUCACAGUGUGCGUGCCUGCAUGACUGUAUGUGUGCGCAUCUCGAUGUGUCAUGUGUCUUGUUCAGGGCCCGGUCACAACCCAAACCCAAAAAAGUCACGCAAACUGAGAGUGGAAAAACAAAACAAACAAACAAAAAACUAAAGUGUGCUAUUUUUCAAGAAUAUUUUAAGAAGAGCUGUCAAAGUGAAGAAUCUAAACUCAAGAGCCUGUGAAUUCUCAUCUAAGCUGCUUGGAGCUCAGUUUUCCUUCCUCUAGUCACUCCAGGAAGCACCAUCAGGUCACGCCUGCACCUGCAGUGGCCAGCUGAUGACUCUGCACCUUUGCCUGCAUGACUACAGCUCUGUGGAGAAACCUCACUGCUGCUCCAAAAUGUCACAACUCAACGUGUGUGUGUGUGUGUGUGUGUGUGUGUGUGUGUGUGUGUGUGUGUGUGUGUGUGUGUGUGUGUGUGUGUGUGUGUGUGUGUGUGUGUGUGUGUGUGUGUGUGUGGUUGCAACUAUAAGGGAAAAAGUCAGGGAUCAGUUCACAUGACCAAACCAGCUUUAAACAUUUCUUAACCUUCAAAUAGCUCCUCUUUAUUUUACUGCUGUCACCUUCUUUCAGUGGAGUCAACAUACAUUUCGGUUUGUCAGUUAUCCUCUUUUCAUUUGUGACAAGACUUUAAUCAGGAUGUCUGAAGAGGUUUAAUUCAUUUUCAUCUCCCUUUCUUUCAGGAAACAUUAGCAAAUAACUGGUGUUGCAUCAGGAAGGGCACCCAGCAUAAAACUUGUGCCAAAUCCAUAUCAGAUCUGCUGGGGUGACUCCAAACCUAAAGGGAGAAGACAAAAAGAAAUAACUAAAUAUGAUGUACUGUGCAAAAGCUUUAGGCACCCUAGAAUUCUGACAGUUUAGUGGUUAUUUUUAUUUUUUU